AUGGCCAAGUUCGCCAACUCUUUCGACCUGCUGGGCGAGACCGAAGACAUCGAUGUCAAGGAACUCAUCAGCGCGGUUGAUGAGAGGGCCGAGUUUUUGGAGGUGAAGAAGAAGGCGAUAGAGUCGGCGAAGAAAAGGGCGAUGGAGGAGGAGAAGAGGAAGAAGGAGGCGGAGAAGAGGAAGGAGGGGGAGAAGAGGGAGCGGCUGAGGCUGAGUAUUCAAAAACAUUUAUUACUCGGAGGACAAAAGAAUAAUAAUGGGUUUUACAGAAGAGGCCAGAACAGCCAAAGGGAUUUCAAUUCCCAGAAUUUUCGUGCUGCGCCGAAAUCUGCUGAUGAUACUAGAUCUGUCUCCAGUGCUGCUAGCAUUGUGUUGUCAGAGAUAUCUUUUGGGAGCUUUUGCAAAGCGGAUUUUGAAGAGUUGAUGAAGAAGAAGAAGAAGGAGACUGAAGUUGUUGUGGAGGAUGGAAAGAAAAAGUCAAAUAUCAAUGGAAGUCUGAGGAGAAAACUGAAGAAGAAGAGGAACGAGGAGAAAAGCCACAGCGAGAAUGCAGCAGCUGCUGGUGAUACUACUGGUGCUGCUGUGAUUGCUCCUGUUCAGAACAAGCCUACUCUUUCAUACACUUUGAAAGAAUAUGAGAAGAUGAAUAUGAAGAAGGGUGAGAAUAAAGAAACCGCUGUCGAACAGCCGCCUCAGCCUGCACAACGGCAUCCCGAGCAGCCUCAAGACCACCAUCCUGCACAAUGGCAGACCAAGCAGUCUGCACAACAGAAGGCCAAGCAGUCUGCACAACGGCAAACCAAGCAGCCUCAAUACCGCCAUCCACCACAGCCUGCACAACAGCAACUCCAGCAGCCUCAAUACCGUCAUCCACCACAGCCUGCACAACAGCAACCCCAGCAGCAUCAAUACCGCCAUCCUGCACAACGGCAGACCAAGCAGUCUGCACAACGGCAGCCCAAGCAGCCUCAAAACCGCCAUCGACCGCAGCCUGCACAACAGCAGCCCAAUCAGUCUGCACAACAGCUGCCCAACCAGCCUGCACAACAGCAGCCCAAUCAGCCUGCACAACAGCAGCCCAACCAGCCUGCACAACAGCCGCCCAACCAGCCUGCACAACAGCCGCCCAACCAGCCUGCACAACAGCAGCCCAAUCAGUCUGUACAACAGCCGCCCAACCAGCCUGCACAACAGCAGCAGCUUAAUAACAGGAAUGACGGCUCCUGGAAUCCAGUGAAGGAUCGUAGACGGCGGCGAGAUUGGGUUAACUAUAACUCUGAUGGUAGGUUUGAAGAAAAUUGUUCGCGACAGGCCAGGGUUGCGAAUAAGGAAUUUUUGAUAAAUCCUGCUGAAUUUCCAACCCUGAGCAGUAAAUAA
Prunus persica (peach) is the source of this 1377-nucleotide messenger RNA. Its product is annotated as putative mediator of RNA polymerase II transcription subunit 26. NCBI's taxonomy places the organism in Eukaryota, Viridiplantae, Streptophyta, Magnoliopsida, Rosales, Rosaceae. The record is from RefSeq and is a predicted model, not a curated record. Bases 1 to 1377 code for a protein of 458 amino acids. The transcript has a single exon.